Cuscuta campestris is the source of this 569-nucleotide messenger RNA. The record is from the annotation of a GenBank genome assembly. Lineage: Eukaryota; Viridiplantae; Streptophyta; Magnoliopsida; Solanales; Convolvulaceae.
UAUGAAGGUGCAUUGGCGCCUCGCCUCGCCUUGCCGCCUUACAAACUAUGGCGCUCAGUUGAAAUGGCUGUGAAGGAGGCUCUAUUGGCAAGGGGAGAAUCCCAAUUCACAGAUCAAGAAUUCCCCCCUAGUGACCGCUCAUUAUUUCCAGAUAACCCUCCUUCUAAACUGCAGGUUGUUGCUGCAUGGAUGAGGCCCAUUGAAAUAGUUGAAGAGAAUCAGCUUGUUUCUGGUCCGUGCCUGUUUUCUGGAGCAGCAAAUUCUUCAGAUGUUUGCCAGGUGAUUUUCACUAUUUUCUGGCCUAAUUUUGGGUCAAUUUCUCCAUUUUACUUUGCAAGUUUGAAAAUCUAUCCCCCUUUCGCUGGAGCUGCUGUUUCAGCAAUUACCCUUGUCGUAGCUUUUGGAUUCGCUGUCUCUCGCCCUUGUUUGACUCUCGAGACCAGAAACGCUUUAUCUGGAACUUACUCUGCUGCACAAAGGUCUGCCAGCUCAGCUGCUCUUUUGGUUGGGGAUCCUGCUGUAAUUUGAGAUAAAGGAGGGAAUUUUGUACUUCCUAGGGCUGAUGAUAU